CCUUCGCCUCCCGCCGGCCCAAGCUUGGGCUUUGCACCCGGCGGCGACUGAAACGGUGGCUGCUGCGGAGCCGGCAGCGCAGGCGGGCGGAGCGGAGCUGCCCCUGUGGUGGCGGGCGAUGCCCCCGUGAGCCUCCCUCGCCGCCCCUCCCCGCCCCGCGUGCCUAUCCACUCGGAGUCCGCGCCCGCCUGGGGCCGGGCCGCGCCUACUGCCGGGUUCGCGGGGCGGGGUCCCGGGGCAGCACCUGCCCCGCCUUGCGGAGCCGCCUCGGCCUGUGGAGGCCCCCUCCCUGUCUGGACCCCGGCCCCACCUCCGGACCCUUUUAUCACAUCGCCUCCUCCUGGGAGCCUGCCCUGAUUGCCUUCACCUCAUUUCUUGAAAAUUGGUGUUUUGGCAGAAGUCAGUUGAAGCCUUGUGCAAAUGCCCUAGGGGUGUGCUGUUGGGAGGCAGCCCCCUGUGAUGCGGAACACCAGGCUCAGAUUCAUCAGUUCGAGCUGCCUGAGGCCCUGCCGCCCCGGGGACCAUGUUUAACGGGGAGCCAGGUCCUGCCUCAUCUGGGGCCUCCAGGAAUGUGGUGCGGAGCUCCAGCAUUAGCGGUGAAAUCUGCGGAUCCCAGCAAGCCGGGGGCGGGGCUGGGACCACCACCGCCAAGAAGCGGCGGAGCAGCCUGGGUGCCAAGAUGGUGGCCAUCGUGGGCCUGACUCAGUGGAGCAAGAGCACACUCCAGCUUCCGCAGCCUGAAGGGGCCACCAAGAAGCUGCGCAGCAACAUCCGCCGGAGCACGGAGACAGGCAUCGCGGUGGAGAUGCGGAGCCGGGUCACACGCCAGGGCAGCCGGGAGUCCACCGAUGGGAGCACCAACAGCAACAGCUCCGACGGCACGUUCAUCUUCCCCACUACCCGGCUGGGGGCUGAAAGCCAGUUCAGCGAUUUCCUGGAUGGGCUGGGACCAGCUCAGAUUGUGGGGCGGCAGACACUGGCAACACCACCCAUGGGAGAUGUGCACAUUGCCAUCAUGGACCGGAGCGGCCAGCUGGAGGUGGAAGUGAUUGAAGCUCGGGGCCUGACCCCCAAACCAGGCUCCAAAUCCCUUCCAGCCACCUAUAUCAAGGUUUACCUGCUGGAGAAUGGGGCCUGCUUGGCCAAGAAGAAGACAAAGAUGACCAAGAAGACCUGUGAUCCCCUGUACCAGCAGGCUCUGCUCUUUGACGAGGGACCCCAGGGCAAGGUGCUGCAGGUGAUCGUCUGGGGAGACUAUGGCCGCAUGGACCACAAGUGCUUCAUGGGCAUGGCCCAGAUCAUGCUGGACGAGCUGGACCUCAGCGCCGCAGUCACCGGCUGGUACAAACUCUUCCCCACCUCCUCAGUGGCAGACUCCACACUCGGAUCCCUCACCAGGCGCCUGUCCCAGUCUUCCCUGGAGAGUGCCACCAGCCCCUCAUGCUCUUAAGGAUGUCAGGAAGAGGCCAGGAUGGUGGUGUGGGGAGGGGUGCCUGCUGGCCCCAUGUCCUCCCCUGUACAUAGUCUUCGUGUCUUUCUGGACCCCUUGUCCUGCUGCAUGCCUGUUGGCUACUGGGCUCAUCCCAGCUGGCAGUGGAGACUGUAGUGUGUGCGUGUGUGCAUGCGUGUGUGUGUGUGUGUACGUGACCACGUUCUAUCUGUUCAUUUGUCUGGGUAUAGUCAUUCCUGGUGAUGAUAUGGGCUGAAAUGUCUCCACGUCUCUUUGUGUCUUGUUGAAAAGAAACCCAAAGGAGUGUUGUGUGGACACGACUCACCCUGAGGAGUCUCCAGGGAUGGAGGUGGGGCACGCGGCCACUGGUCGGUGCUGCCUGGUCCUGGCCUGGGGCAGAGCCUGUGUGUUCUUCACCUGUGCCUGCUCCUGGUCCUGGGCCCGGGGCAGAGCCUGUGUGUUCUUCACCUGUGCCUGCUCCUGGUGGUCUCUGCUUUGUUUUCUGUCUUGUCUUUUGUUCCACUCUUGACUCUCCCGGCUCUGCCACUGUUUUCUGAGAAAUGUAGCAUCCACUGCAGCUGGCCACACUGAGGGCCCUCUGGGAACCCCACCCCACUGGAGCCGCUCCGGCAGCUCUUCCUGCCACUGAAUGCGUUCUGCAGCAUGUAGCAUGCCCACCUAGCUCCCUGGCCAGGGCCCCGGGGAGGCAGAGGGUACCCAGGGGACUGAGGGCUUAGAAAUGACUUUCUCUAUGAGGCUGGAACCUCCUCCUUCUUCCAGUGAAGCACGAGGUCUUGGUUCCAGGGUUCCUGGCCAGGUGCCCCCUUAGCAUUUGUUCUUCAUCUCCUGUCUCUUCAAGCCUCCCCACUCCACCAUGCCGAAGGAGCUCUGCCAGUGGGCCUGGGCAGGCAGCCACAGAGGGCAUGUUAUCUGCUAAAGCAGACAGUCCUCCUGAGGCCCUGAGGGUGGCCCUGACCCCCUCAGGGCUCAUUCCUGGUGGGCAUGACUCGGUAAGGAGGUGCUGUGGGUAGGGCUGUUUGCUGGAAUAAGGAGGGCUGAGGCUGACUUGUUCCCUGCCACUGCUGAGGAUCCCACCUGACAUUUGGGGAUUCGCUGCAUGAAGUUGUUCAUUUGGGGCUCCAGUUUUUGUGCAUUUCCAGACCAGGGUCCCUGUCUGGGAGCUCAGACUUAGCUGGGCUCCAGCAGCCUGGCUCCGGACUCUCGUCUGCCACCAUCACCAGCUCUGUCUAAGCAAUACUUACCCCCCCGGGCUUCCCUGCUUUCCUGUGCCCCACUGCUGCCCUCUGCAGAGCCAUCUGCUCCAGGCACCCACCUGCCUCUGCUUGCUUUCUCACCCAUGUCUGGUUGGAGCUUCUCACAGCCACUCAAACCCUGACUUGAUUUGACAACUGGGCCCUGUUGGUGGAGACCAGUGCCUGAACUGGACCCUGUGAAAUCUGUCCCAUGGGAAUCCUGAAGUCUGACUCAGGAAUGCCCAGACCUGUCCCUGUCCCUCCUCAGCUCUAGGGUGAAAGGCGAGAGGUUGCUCAGGACGUGGACAGAGCAGCCCUUGGGUUUGUAUCUGGUAGGGAAGAAAGCAGCAGGACAGUGGAGGUGUGUGGAAGGCACUCUUUCCACCUCUCCCCAGGCAUUAUCCCCAGGUGCUGAAAUAGCUGUGGCCCCAGCACCUGAGGCAGGGGUACGCUACCUGGGGUAGCAGUAGAAAGGUCUUGGGGUCUGAAUGACUUGGGGCCUCCAUUCAUAACCAAAGUCGGAGGGGGCAUGGAGGCAGUGGCGCCUUAUGGAUAGGUCAUCUCAGCCCAAAGGGCCUCCUUGGCUGGCAUGGUUCUGUGUUACGUUGAAGCCAGAGUCCUAUAACACCUCUCAAGAAAGAUAGGGGAAGAAGCCAGAACCCCACCUGGCCUGCCCACAGGACAAGAAGUGGGUAAGGGCAGGAAGGAAAUGAACGGAGUUAGCUCCCAGGCCCCUAUCUCUGCCUGAGCCUCUAUUCUUAUAUUAUCAGAGAAAGGGACCAUUGGGUGCAUAGAGAUGGGGAGGAGGCCACUGGGCUGAAUUUUCUCUUUAGGCAGAAAUGCUCUCCCCAGGCCCAUUGCGUUCGUCAAGUUCUUAGAAAUGGACAAAGGGCUCUGUCCUCCUCGACCCUAGUUGGGGAUCAAGAAGGAAACUCCCUUGCAAAAGGGUAUUUUAAUCUCCUGUUUAUGAUAUAUUCACCUCUAGAGCAGUCACUGCCAGGGUGUUGUGAAAAUACUCUACACCUUUGGGAUGAUAGGGUUGUUAGUGACCCACAGGACAGUAUAGAUGUUUGUGGAUGUAGCACUGAGUGGUGAUACCCAGACCAGCAGUCACCCCAGGGACCAGCAGUCACCCCAGGAAAUGGGGGCUACCCAUACCCUCAUUUCCUCUGGUGGGGAGCUGCCUGCAGAGAGGCCUGCCACUGGGGGUUCCAGGCCGUGGUGCCCCUUGCCUCUGGGGAAGGGUUAGCACAGGGGAGGUUCUAGCUGGAGGAGGGGUCUGAUGUGCUGGUAACUUGGGCUGACCUACCUACAGUCCCUGGCUGCCAAAACUGCUCAGCAGUUGGGCCACUCCACUAUUCCACCUCUCUAAAAGAAGGUAAUUUCCUCCCCAAAUUGACGUUGGGGAAUUAUUCUUUUAACCCUUUGCACCAAAUAAGUUACUCAUCCCCACCUGGAUUUUACCCCAUGAGGGUAAAGUUGUGUGAGGCUGACACGUCUGUGUGAUGCAGUGUGGCUGCACUUAAGGGUCUGUUUCUCAGCAUCAUGUAUGCAGGGGCUUGUCUGAAAAGCCACUCUGGGCCUAGCCUGUCCCAGAAGAGGAGGAUGCACAAGUGUAACUCCUGGUUGUUUGCUGGGGUGGGGGAGCAUCUGCUGUUUGAGGACGGGGGGUGGGGAAGGAAGGAACAUGAUCCCUCCAGAAGUCUCCCACCCUGGGGCCAACUCACUGCCAUGUUCAGUGUCCUGGCUCCAAAUGCCCCCUUGCCCAGAUGAAACCCUGCAGUGGUUAUAGGAAUGGAGCUCUUUGUCAUUCCACCUCCUCUGGUCAGGCGAGGUUCACCGUGCAUAUGGCAGAGACAGGAGUGGCCCUGCAGUGAUGUUGGGUUGUGGGCAGGGACAGUGAUGGAUGACUCAGAGCGUCUGUCUUUGUAUUUCUGCUCUGUUCAUUCUGUCCCACUUUCUUCAUAGACUCCUUUUCCCUGCAAUGGGUUUUUGGUAUGAAAAAGGCUCCAGUAAAUGGAGCCAAGUCUUGGUUUGACAAGGGGAACUUGAUCCUUCAGGGAAGAAUCAUCUCCAAAAUGACUCCCCAUCUGGUUUCUUCUACCACCCAAUUCUACUAGGAAAGGAGCACUUAGGAGGCUCUUGGGAUGCAGCAAGUCCCAGGCAAUGCCAGCAUUUCAUGGGGGCUGAGGCAGAACCCAGGAGCUCCAAGAAAGGCCACCCAUAGAGCUCAUCCUCUGUGGAAUCACUGCCGGUUAGAACACUGAGGUCAAGCCAGUCCUCCCAUGGUCAUGCCACCCACCAGGGAAGCAUGCCUGAUCUCUUCUUUACUGCCAGCCUUGAGGAGAGCAGAAGCCUCCAUUUUUAAAGACAAUAAAGACCUCCAAGGGUACUUCUUUGGAAAUGAAAUGUAGCACAAUCUUAGCCUACGUUACCAGGAGCCCUGACAUGCAACCAGGGUCCCUCUUCCAUGCCCUGCUGCCCAGGAGAUGCUGAGCUCCUCUUCCCCUGGAGUUCCAGCCCUCCUAAUACCUCAUAUUCCCCAUCUUCCUCAGCCCAGAAAGCAAUGGGGCUUUAGUGAUGCUCCUCUUUUGUGUCUCUCUGGUUGCCUCUAGCACUGUGCAAACUCUGCAAGAAAUUGCUGCCUUUGCUUGAUGUUGUAGAUGAGUUGCCCUCCACCUGGCUGGAGAGAUGGCACAUCAUUCAGGGCCAGAAGGUUGUCCAGCAGUGUUUCUGCAGUGGCUGCAGGGAGAUGGAAAAGAAGAGCCCUGCUUCCCUGCCUCCUCCUACCUUUCUCUUCCACUCCUCAGAGUUUUCUUCUCCAGUAUCCUGACACGUAAAGAGAUUCUUUAAAAUGCUGCUUCUUCUACUGGACUGUCUUUCACUGAGUAGUCAGGGAGGAGAUGAAAAUGUGGACACAUCCCCCCGCCUUCUCCCUCAACCUUUUCACUCACGUCAGAAGAGGUUGGGGCAAAACAAAACAAGCAUGACUGAAGAGCAGGGGAAGCCCACACAAUCAGGUGAGGCCUGAUGGGGGCUGGACUGGCCUGGUCUGGCUGGGAAAGGAUUCUUUUAAAAGCGUGCCUGAGCAUCUCAGAGCAAUGUCAGUGAUGCCAAAGAGAGCAACUUGGCCUCCUUGGGCACCAACUCUGAUGGCUGAGUUGCACAAACGUGGCUCAGAUGUUGGCAUGCCCGAUGGUGGGACCUUGUUCUCUGAUAAAGGGCUUAAUCUUUCCAUGUAGCAAAGCAACUUUCCCUCCCUCCCCUCCCCCCGAACCCUGAGCUUGGGCUUGUGUGGGCCCAGCAUGGCUGUGCCUGUGAGGGAAGCCACAUCAGAGAGAGAAAGUUGCAUUCUCUCAGGGGCCUAGAUUGGCUUGGGGCAGGUGCUUGUUGAAAAGCAUGAGUGUUUCUACUUUGGGAAACCCUUCCAGGGCUCUGGCUGGAAACUUGGCCAGGAAGGACAGGGCCAUGGGCCUCCCAAGGAGUUCACAAUGAUGCCAGGAAGGGUUCCUGAGCCUGGGUUCCAGUCAGCUUGGCUAACAGAAUGGGGCUUGGGAAUUCCAGGGGCAACUGAGCAUCCACCCCAUUAGCCAGUGAUCUGGACAGGGACAGCUGGCUACAGGGAAUCAAAGGCUGUUCUGUACAGUUUUACCAGAAACUGUGACCUUGGGCAAGGCUCCUCACUUUUCUGGGCCUCAACUUCCUCAUCUGCAAAAUCGGAGCAUUAGCUGCUCUCCCCAUGAUUCCCUCCCAGUUUUAAUUAAAAGUCUCUGAUCCGGAGCACAUGAGGGUUCCGAGCCUGGUGCACCUGGUUCCUGUCUCCGUGGGCUGGUUUCCUCCAGCCCCUGAUGCCCAGGCUGGGUGCAGGCCCUCAUCUGGUCCAUGCCCAGAUGCUGCCUCAGACAAGAACUCUGGGAAUCCUAACAGACUCUGCUUUCCUCUCUUCGUGGUUUGUCCUCCCUCUUUUAUUCUUGUGUAAUGAUGAGACAUAAUUAAGGGUCAUCUACAAUGGACAAUUUUCAAGGUGCUGAUGUGAUGUCACAACCUCAGCUACAUCCUGAGUAGGUCAGUGUCCCCAACAGCAGAUGAGGCUGGGUCUUUCCUCAUUUCUGCUUCUGGGAUGACAUCAGUGGGAGAGUUGAAGAUCUGAGAAUUCUAAAGGAAAUGUUCUCUGAUGGGAGGAGAGAGGGAACUUAUUUCCCUUCAAAGUAGUUUGCUUCUUAAGACCACUCCUCCCUCCAGAAUGUCUUUAACCAGACAUCAUCUCAGAAGGUGGGGCAGCUGCUUCCUUAGGAAGAGUGGGCCUGAUAGCUCAACCAACUCCUUUAGCAUGUAAACUCACAGAAGGCAAGAACCCCUUUUUUUAGACUUUCCAAAUGCAUCCUGCAAAGAGAGAGAUAGCUGAUAGGGACUGACAAGCACACUGUUUAGAUAAGAAGCAAUUAGCCUUUUAUAUCUGUGCUCUAUACAUUUUCUAUGUGCAGCAUCUUUCCUAACUUGUUGUGGUUCCCGGGUGGCAGGUGCACAGCUGGGAGGGACUGCCGGCUGUUUCGUACAACAUUCUUGCCAAUUCCCUUGAGGAGAAAAUUCUUCACAUGGCUUCUGCAUGUACAGUAUUUGGGCAGCAAAACAUGAUUAAAGUCAGUUUGAAAAUGG
Messenger RNA from Gorilla gorilla gorilla (western lowland gorilla), 7359 nucleotides. RefSeq names its product regulating synaptic membrane exocytosis 3 (gene RIMS3). The record is from RefSeq and is a predicted model, not a curated record. Gene Ontology annotation, biological process: positive regulation of synaptic transmission; regulation of synaptic plasticity; calcium ion-regulated exocytosis of neurotransmitter. NCBI's taxonomy places the organism in Eukaryota, Metazoa, Chordata, Mammalia, Primates, Hominidae. The coding region runs from base 524 to 1450 and encodes 308 amino acids. Gene Ontology annotation, molecular function: small GTPase binding; transmembrane transporter binding. Gene Ontology annotation, cellular component: cytoskeleton of presynaptic active zone; presynaptic membrane. The transcript is spliced from 8 exons.